AUGAGGGCUGUACCCUCUUACAACCCUACUAAUGAGUUGUUUGAGGGUGGUGCUGGCCUCUGCCGAACCGAAGAGGUUGAAGUGGUCUUGGAGGCGGAUCGUACCAGGCGAACCCAGUUUCCUUAUGGCUUUAGUCUCCAGGCGCUGUCCCCCCAUACACGCAACGAUGAGCCGCUGUCCACUUUCCCCGUCAUUACAAACGUGAUCCCCUCCGGACCCGCCUACCAGUAA
This is a messenger RNA of Dibothriocephalus latus, 231 nucleotides long. NCBI's taxonomy places the organism in Eukaryota, Metazoa, Platyhelminthes, Cestoda, Diphyllobothriidea, Diphyllobothriidae. The record is from the annotation of a GenBank genome assembly.